Alternaria atra is the source of this 1092-nucleotide messenger RNA. RefSeq lists its product as uncharacterized. The coding region runs from base 1 to 1092 and encodes 363 amino acids. NCBI's taxonomy places the organism in Eukaryota, Fungi, Ascomycota, Dothideomycetes, Pleosporales, Pleosporaceae. The transcript has 2 exons. Gene Ontology annotation, cellular component: mitochondrion. The record is from RefSeq and is a predicted model, not a curated record. Gene Ontology annotation, molecular function: oxidoreductase activity.
AUGGCGUUCUCGCUCCCCGAAUCCAAUACCUCUCUGACCUAUACGCAACCUUGUUCUCAACCACACCUUACACAUACACCCAUACCUACGACAGGUCCACAGGAGGUGCUGGUGAAGAUCAAAGCCGCGGCUAUCAAUCCAGUAGACAUCCAAUUAUGGGGAAAUCCCAUAAUUGGCUGGCUAGCAGGUGGGAAAGAAAAAGGAAUAGGACGAGACUACUCGGGUGAGAUUGUUGCCUUGGGCGAAGAAGCAAGAAAGAGUGGGAAAUGGGAGGUUGGAGACGAAGUUUUCGGACUGUGUAAUCGACCUAUGGCGGAAGGAACAUUUACACAAUAUCUUUGUAUCAAUCCAACCUCCGAGCCUAUUGCAAAGAAACCUAGUACUCUUUCUCACCACGAAGCCGCCGCUAUACCUCUCGUUGUCUUGACCGCAUUCGCUUGUCUCGAUUGGCUCCCGUCUCUGUCCAGAUCCUCAUCCCCCUCGCAACGCCGUGUCAUUGUUUCAGGAGCAAGCGGUGGUGUAGGAAUGUGGUGUGUACAGCUAGCGAAGAAACUCUACUCUUGCCAUGUCAUUGGAAUCUGCUCGGGCCCCAAUGCAGAUUUUGUGAGCAAACUGGGCGCAGAUGAGGUGAUUGACUAUCGCACGCAAGAUGUACCCAACUCCCUGCUUUCUAAACGGCCUGGUGGUACCAAGUACGAUUUGUACAUUGAUUGUGUGGGUGGCACGGAGAUGUUCGAGCAUUGGAAGCAACUCCUUCAUCCCUCUGGCGCGUACAUAACUAUCGUUGGGGACAAAACUUCAAGAACCGCCAUGGGCGGACCAUUGACGUACUUUACCUAUCCGUCACAGGUUGCAAGGCAUAUUCAGGGCUAUUUGUUUGGCCCGCGGUAUGCAAACGUUAUUUUAUAUCAGAAGAGCGAGUUGUUAGAGCAGGUGAGGGAGUUGGCGGAGAAGGGUGAUGUGCAGGUUGUGGUCCAGGAUGUCAUUGAGGGUAUCCUGACGCAAGAAAAGCAUGCUGAGGCUUGGGAAAAGACCAAGGACUACAUGGUGGAAGGACGAGUCAAGGGGAAGAUUGUUAUUGAUAUUGCGUAA